GACUGAAAGCCCAUUCGCAGUUUCUCACCCUUUCUCUCUCUAUUUCUUGUACCUCCUCCAAUCCUUCAUCUUGAAUUCGAUUUUCAUUUCUAAAUGAUGCGAAUUUGCUCUAUUUCACUCCAUUUCUAACAUUGAGAAGCAAUAAGCCAAUGUGAAUUGAUCGAGGUUUCUUGAUUCGGGUCAAUCCGCGAUUCUUCUCUAAGAAACAUUAGUAUCUGUGUUUCUUCUUGCAAAUGACAGGCUUUUGAGCAUUGGGAUUGAUUCACUCUCAGCUAACGCCCGAUUGGAAAGUGGAAAUUGAUGGAGAAGACUGAAGGAGGUGAGAUUCCCGCCAAAAAACUCGCGAGACAGCUUGAUUUCACCGCACCUGGUCCGUCGGCUCAAUCCCAGUUGCUGCGGCCACAGCCUCUAGCAGUGAAUCAGAUGCAGCCGCCGAUUCAGAACCAGAUACCUUAUCGUUCCGUAAAGCCAGAGUCUCCAAGAACACGACAAAGAGCGAAUUCUGAUUCGAAAGAUGCCACUCCAAAGAAGCAAAAGCAAUGUAACUGCAAACAUUCGAAAUGCUUGAAGCUGUAUUGUGAAUGCUUUGCAUCUGGAAUCUAUUGCGAUGGUUGCAACUGUACCAAUUGCUUCAACAAUGUCGAAAACGAGCCUGCAAGGAGAGAAGCAGUUGAAACAACCUUAGAACGGAAUCCAAAUGCUUUCAGACCAAAAAUUGCUAGUAGUCCACAUGGUGUUGUUAAAGAUAAUAAUAGUAGUAACAGGGAAGAAGCUCGAGAUGUGAUGAUGACGGUGGGAAAACACAACAAGGGAUGUCACUGCAAGAAAUCUGGAUGUCUAAAAAAAUAUUGUGAAUGUUUUCAAGCAAACAUUCUCUGUUCUGAUAAUUGCAAAUGUAUGGAUUGUAAAAAUUUUGAAGGGAGCGAAGAAAGACAAGCUCUCUUCGGUGGAGACCAUUCUAACAGUGCCAUGUACCUUCAGCAGGCAACAAAUGCCGCUAUAAGUAAUGCUCUCGGUUCUUCAUCUGGAUAUGGAUCGUCUCAAUUAACAAGGAAAAGAAAAGCCCAAGAAUUCUUUAUUGACACCAAAGAUUCGUCUUUUCAAAAGGUUCCACAUUUCCAACACGCCAAUCAUGUGAAAUCCUCUUCAAACGCACCUACCUUGUCUAACACCGCUUAUGCCCGGGCUGGAAAUGCUGCUUCAAAUUCAAAAGUUACUUACAGGUCUCUCUUAGCUGAUAUAAUUCAACCUGAGGAUUUGAGGGAGCUUUGCUCGGUUUUAGUGGUACAUUCAGCCGAAGCUGCAAAUACAUUGUCAACAGGAUCGAAUGAGAAGACUGAAGCAGAGGAGCAGGAAAGUGGGAACAUUGCUGAGAAAAACAAUUCUGAUGCAGAAAAAGGAAGGCCUGCAUCUCCUGGAACUUUAGCACUAAUGUGCGACGAGCAAGACUCGGUUUUUGUUAUUCCUGCUGCUUCUUCUUCUUCCCCUAAAGAGGCCAGACAUUGCCAUAACCACCCUGGCUCUUCAAAGUUGGAUAAUGGGCAAGACAAGUCAAACGUAUUAUACGCUGAGCAAGAAAGAAUUGUUUUGACAAAGUUUAGAGAUUGUCUAAACAAACUUAUUAACUUGAGUGAAAUAAAAGAGGCGGAAUUUUCUUCAUUGGUGAGAACUGGAUUGGGAGCAAUGAUUAGCAAUGGGAUGACUGGCGUUUCGGAAAAGGGGGAUUUAAAAGUGAAGGGUCAUUCAUAGUUGAAGUGUGAAAGACUGUAGAUCAUUAAGAUUAUUAACCCAUGCAAUAGGUUAUACAAUUUUUUAGUUUAAACUGGUUUGUUGUUGUUGAUGUUUAGUUUGAUAGACUGACUAGACUAGCCUCAUUUGAUGGAUGAACACUCAUUUUUGUAACCUGAAAUGGGUAUUAUUUAUUAUUGUUGUUUUUUUUGGUAGAAACAAUAGAUUUAUUUUUUUCUUCUCAAAAGAAACUGGCCACUAUUAUUAUCAUCAUAUAUAAAACUGAUAUCUUUCUUUUCUUAUUA
Impatiens glandulifera is the source of this 2033-nucleotide messenger RNA. Its product is annotated as protein tesmin/TSO1-like CXC 5. The coding region runs from base 301 to 1749 and encodes 482 amino acids. Gene Ontology annotation, biological process: regulation of DNA-templated transcription. The transcript is spliced from 9 exons. The record is from RefSeq and is a predicted model, not a curated record. Gene Ontology annotation, cellular component: nucleus. NCBI's taxonomy places the organism in Eukaryota, Viridiplantae, Streptophyta, Magnoliopsida, Ericales, Balsaminaceae.